Messenger RNA from Ichthyophthirius multifiliis, 576 nucleotides. RefSeq names its product radial spoke head protein, putative. The transcript is spliced from 3 exons. The record is from RefSeq and is a predicted model, not a curated record. Lineage: Eukaryota; Ciliophora; Oligohymenophorea; Hymenostomatida.
AUGAGACAGGGGAUAAAUAUAUAGGUAAAUAUUAGAAUAUAAUUUUACAUAUAAGUUUAAAUUUUUCUUUAUAUUUUUUAAUAAAAUUAAUAACACAAUAAAUAAUUAAUAUGUUAUUUAUUAUUUUAAAUAAAAAAUAAUAAUAAUUUAUUUAUUUUUUAUUUAAUAAAAGGUGAAUUAAAUAACUAAGGAUAAAAACAUGGAAAGGGAAAAUUAUGGUAUUAAAAUGGAGACAGAUAUGAAGGAGGAUGGCUUAAUGACAAAAAGCAUGGUUAAGGAAAAUAAUAUUUUAAAAACGGAGAACUUUUUAUUGGAAUAUGGUAAUAAGGAUAAAGAUUUGGAUAUGGCUAAUAUUUUUUUUCUAAUAAUGAAAGAUAUACGGGAAAUUGGUUAAAUGACAUGAGACAUGGAGAAGGAACCAUGUGGUAUAAUAAUAAUACUAAAUAUAUAGGAACUUAUUAUAAAAAUAAAAAAAUAUGGUAAUGGCAAAUAUAUAGACUCUUAUGGUUAGGAAAAAGAAUAAUUUUGGGACCAUGGAAGAUUACUAGAACCAAAAAAAUAAAAAAAAGACUCUGA